Sparassis crispa is the source of this 1050-nucleotide messenger RNA. RefSeq lists its product as hypothetical. Bases 1 to 1050 code for a protein of 349 amino acids. The record is from RefSeq and is a predicted model, not a curated record. The transcript has 7 exons. Lineage: Eukaryota; Fungi; Basidiomycota; Agaricomycetes; Polyporales; Sparassidaceae.
AUGGCAGACGGUGGAGUCACUCCGGUUGGUCAGGAAGAAGCCAGGUUCCUGCAUAUCACACAAGACCUGUGGGACAGCAAGGCGUCCGGUGGGGAGAAGGGAAUGGUAUCCUGGUCAUUCACGAUCACUUUCCCUAACGAGGUCACACUGCCUGAGAGCCUGAAGGGGAAACAAGCAGCCCACAUGUAUCCGCUGCCACCCAGCUUCUCGGAACGUGCAAGUCCUAUCUACAUAGAUUACAAACUGGUCGUCACCGUGCGCCGUGGUCUGUUCAAAGUGAAUCAUACCCUCGCGGUCCCGAUAGUGUAUGUCCAACUGUCGCGUGCCGAUCCCCCUUCGCCUUUACGCCAAGUUGCGUACACCGAGGGAACCGCAAUCAUUGGGCCAGAUGGCGAUCCUGAGGGGUGGAAGACGCUUUCUCCGGUGAAAAUCAUUGGCACUCUCUUCAAGACCCGCCAAAUCGAGCUGCAAUGCACUUUAAGCAUAGCUAUGCCAGUCACCUAUGCGAAGGGUUCCCCGAUCCCGCUGUUCUUGACGCUUGCGAGCGAAGACGAGCACGCGUUAGACAUACUCUCCGCUCCCACUGCAGCCCGAUUGUACCUCAUCCGCGUCCGCACGCUUGGAAGCCAUGCUACAGACGAAGCAGCGCUUGAGCGCAGCGACAGCGUGUUCCGCGAGAGCGUUGGCCAGGCGUACUUUUGGGUCACUGCUGAGACCGCGCCUGAGCCGGGGAAGCGCACCUUGCAGGGCGAAGUACGGGUCAAACCCAGCGUGAAACCCAGCUUCACAUUCCCCCAGUUUACACUGCGCUAUCAGCUUGCUCUCUUCCCGUUCCAGGCGCCAGGUUUUGUCUCUUCGGGCGCGGCUAACGAGCAUCUGCUGACGGAGAAGGUCAUCAUCACCACCGUGAACACGCCGGGCAUCAUCCCGCGCUCGUAUGCGCCGCCUGGGUAUGUUGCGCCGGAGGAGACAGACUACAACGCCACCGUCGGUUUCCUGGAGAACGGGAAUCAGAGGUUCCUCCACCAUGCAGGGGAGGGGGUGUCGUGA